UAUGAAGCCAGAGAAGAUUUGAACACCAAGUUUGACAACAGAAGCUGUACCAGAACCCUGGCAGUGAAUGAUUGAUUAACGCUGUAGAAUUAUUUGCUGACUCUCUGGGUUUGUCAAGGCUGAAGGUCGUGCAAGGUUUGAAUACUCCAUUCCCCUCAUUCCCAAUGCUAUGUGGAGAAAGAGCUGCAAGAGGAAGUUAUUGCACCCAGGGCUUGAAUUUAACUUUUAAAGGUAACAAGUCCUCUAACAAGUUUUCACUAAGGACAAGGCUAGUGGUAAUGGUGUCUAAAGUCUUAUACACACAAAGCAUCAGGAAAAGAGGAUACGCUCAGACGAGUGAAUGAAUACCCAGUACUGCUGAGUCCGUUUCUCAACUACAGCAGUGAGCCAACAAAGUCUUUGCACUUCCAAGAGCUAACCUGAGAUCUUCCGAGAGGCUCACAGAUGUGAGCAUACGUGCAUCUAACUGAUUGGCAAAAGACCAGCUAAUAUUAGAGGGCUAUGGAUCAAACCCUGAUUUUUGCAAUUCCUGGCAGUACUGCCUCAGCUGAUGGUAUAGCAUAAAGAUAGCCGUGUCACCAGAGCUGCUCGCGGCAGGAGCAUCAACUUGGCGCUGUCUCACAGAGGACGCCAGGCCCUCAAGGCCAUUGGGAUGGAAGAGCAGAUUGUGGCCAAAGGCAUCCCCAUGCGGGCCAGGAGGAUACACACGCCCUCAGGAAACACAUAUUCCAUCCCCUAUGGAACAAAGAGCCAGUACAUUCUCUCCGUGGACAGAGCAAAUUUAAACCAAGAGCUGCUAACGGCGGCUGAGAAGUACCCCAACACUACGUUGUACUUUGGACACAAGCUGCUCCGCUGCCACGUUGAAUCAGGGCUAUUAACCUUACAAGGACCUGACCAAAGACCCAUGGAAGUCACUUGUGACCUCAUAGUGGGAUGCGAUGGAGCCUUUUCUACAGUCAGAAAGCAGUUCAUGCGGCAAACAUGCUUUAACUACAGCCAUGUAUACAUUCCUCAUGGGUAUAUGGAGUUGACCAUCCCACCCAAGGAUGGGGAUUUUGCCAUGGACGAGAAUUACCUUCACAUCUGGCCCAGGAACACCUUCAUGAUGAUAGCGCUGCCUAACCUGGAUAAGUCGUUCACCUGCACGCUCUUCAUGCCCUUCGAGGAGUUUGAACGGCUCACAACAGGUGAUCAAGUGCUGGAUUUCUUCCAAACCUACUUCCCAGAUUCAAUUCCCCUCAUAGGAGCGCGAGAGCUGCAGCGUGAUUACUUUUUGCUGCCACCCCAGGCCAUGAUCUCUGUGAAGUGCUCUUCGUACCACAUCGCCUCCCGGUGUGUGCUGAUGGGAGACGCCGCCCACGCCAUGGUACCGUUCUAUGGGCAAGGCAUGAAUGCUGGAUUUGAAGACUGCCUGGUCUUCGAUGAGUUAAUGGACCAGUUCCACAAUGAUCUCAGUGCCUGCCUGCCCGAGUUCUCCCGGCUGCGAGUGCCCGACGACCAUGCCAUUUCCGAUCUAGCCAUGUACAACUACUUGGAGAUGCGUGCACAUGUUAAUUCCAAGUGGUUCAUUUUCCGCAAGUACGUGGACAACUUUCUUCACUGGCUCAUGCCGUCCACCAUUAUCCCGUUAUACACAAUGGUCACGUUCACCAGAAUACGCUACCACGAGGCGCGGCAGCGCUGGAAAUGGCAGAACAAGGUGAUUAACAACGGACUCUUCGUAAUUGGGGCAGCAGCAGCACUGGGGGGCAGCUACCCGCUCAUAAAGUGGCUCUCCCGUAAGUCCGACUCCUGCGCAGAAAAGCCGUGGAGCUGGAUACUUCAUCUCAAGAAAAUUGGAAGUGUCCCGCCGGAAACACAGCUGGCAUAAAUGCCAGGGGAGCCGCUGAGGGGACACACAGCAAAGGCCUAGGCUGUAAACUCGGAGAGGCGACUAGGGGGAGGGACACAAAGGGGGCACCAGCUAAAGGGGACGCUCUCUCCCGGGCAGCCUCCGGCCACGCUGCCUGCCUGGGACGCUGCCCGCCGUGGUGUGGCACACGGGGGCUGCUCUCUAUGGGCUGCCUCUGGCAGGCAGCGUGGCCAGAAGCUGCCUGGGAGAGGGCAGCGUCUGCAUGCCGCACCAGGUAAUGUGGCCGGAAAAGGAGAGGCUCUGGCCCCGCCUCUUCCCUUCCGGCUCUGGCCCUGCCCCUUCAUCUCCCCAGCUGCCAGCCUUGCCCCCUUCCCCAGCGUUUUGGGGUGGGUCAUGUGACCCUUUGCCUCCCCCCCGGGUCGCCAUUGAGAUCCUUCCAAGGUGCCACACAUCCUAGCGUCAGGAAGUCCCCAUCAGGCGGGAUGUUCCAGAAUGAACCUCCACCCCUCGUCAGACUUGGACUUCAGUGCAGAGUCAUGCUCACCGCAAGCCACGUGUCUCCACAGGGAGGCUGCUGGCCACUCGGAUGGGACCAAACUCCCAUUAGGACUUUCUGCCGAGAGAGCUCCUCCAUGGUUUUCAAACUGGCUCUUACCGGCUCUCCUGGUAAUAUUGAAAGGCAGUUUGCGGGCAGGCAGCUCCCCAAUCAUAGAUCACUGUCGCUGAAACAGUUCAGUUCUGUUUCCCUCUGGAAAGUUUUACUGCUAUUGAGUUUGUUUAGGUCCAGGAUUUCCCGGCACCCCCAUCCCUCUGUUUGGCAGGAUGAGUACUAGGAUACAACCACCUGGGUUAGCCUUGGUUCAGCAAGAACCUUGGGCAUGCGGCUAACUCUGGGCAGCGUGGAGAGUCCCAUUGAGUUCAGUGGGAUUACUCAUGUGCCUAAAGUCAGACACUGGCUGAAAUGAGGCCUAAGCGCUCAUGUAACACAUGGGAUUUUUAAUCAGUAAACUCCCAUUAUUUUGUCACCCUUGUCUACCCAAAUAAAAGCUGUUUGAAACAAAA
Malaclemys terrapin pileata is the source of this 2917-nucleotide messenger RNA. It is a transcript of the gene KMO, whose product is annotated as kynurenine 3-monooxygenase. Gene Ontology annotation, biological process: NAD+ metabolic process; L-tryptophan catabolic process; quinolinate biosynthetic process. Bases 653 to 1873 code for a protein of 406 amino acids. Gene Ontology annotation, molecular function: kynurenine 3-monooxygenase activity; FAD binding; NAD(P)H oxidase H2O2-forming activity. Gene Ontology annotation, cellular component: mitochondrial outer membrane. The record is from RefSeq and is a predicted model, not a curated record. The transcript has 15 exons. Lineage: Eukaryota; Metazoa; Chordata; Testudines; Emydidae.